GGGGGAUACUGUUUUUGUCCUGUAUGUCAUUCUGCAAUUCUGUCAUUCUGUCUGAAACUUUAACCUUGCUACUAACUUUUGAACAGUAAGUGCUAGAGCUUUGAUAUUUCACAUGAGUAUUCCUUGUGACAAGACCUUUCCAUUGGUACUAAACCUUUUGACCUUGACAUUUGACCUACUUUAUAAAAAAAUUUGACAUUGGUCAUAACUUCUAAAUGGUAAAUGUUAGAGCUUUCAUAUUGCACAUGAGCAUUUCUUGUGACAAGAUCUAUCUACUGGUAGCAAGAUAUUUGUCCUUGUGACCUUGGCCAUCUUCGGAAUUGGCCAUUAUCAGGGGCAUUUGUGUUUCACAAACCAAAAAAAAAUUCAUGUAUAUGUAAAUAUAUUAGUUAUUUAUGUCAAGUUCAAAGGUCAGUGCUGUUAUUGAGAAAUGAAAUAUAUUGAAACAGCUUAGAUUUAUUACUUACAAAACAUUGUCAGAUUUAGUGUCCUCAGUUUCCUUAACCAACCCAGGCCUACUUUUUUUCACUUCAUGAAGUUAUAGAUCCCCUGACAACUUACAAUGACCCGAAGAAAUUUCUCCCUCUAUUGACAGACAAAAACCUGUUCUUAUAUCUUACAAUCACAAACGUUGCAGGUACUGAAACCUAUCUCAGGUUUGUGAGAGGUUACAUAUUUGGAUACAUUCUUAAUUUGAGGACAGCGGGUUACAUAUUCAGUAAGGCUUGACAGUAUUAUCUCCUGAACCACACAGGAAAAUAAUCAUCAGAUAAUGGUUAUGUAUAUUUUAGAUUAAAAUAACUGCACUUAUUAGGUUCUUAUGUCACCAGUCCAGCUGGACUGAUGGGGUAUAAUUUCAACCAGUCCGCAGAAAAAAUUGCCAGUCCAAGAGAGUUUUCCAGAAAUAAUUAAACAUAUUUCGUUAAUGUUAUUGAAAUGAAAUUAACUCAAUAUGCCUCAGACAAUAUCGAACACUUAUGUGGGAUUUAUAUUUACGAAUCAGAUUCGUCUAAUAUCUACAGAGCAUGCCAAAUGUGUUUAUAAUAUUUCAUAAGUAUAUUUUCCAAAAUGAUGCUUUAGAAAAUUAACAUUAACAAGUCCCAUCGGACUGACUAAAACAAAUGUCAGUCAGUCUGCCAGACUUAUAACCAGUCACAGACUGAUGGGAAUAUGUUAAUUUCGAGCCCUGACUUAUUUUGUUUUAUUAAUUGUUUGGUUUGAACAUUUUUUAUUGUGACUGGGUUCUCAAAACUUAGAAUGCACUCUCCCAGUUGUUUGUUAAUAUUUCAGGGAUGAAGGAAAUGAAUUAUGAAAGUUUGAUACACAGAUUUUAUUUAUGUAACUGCGUAGCCAUGCAAUAUGAAUUAUUACAAAGUAGAAACUCGUGCAUUUUAUAAUUUGACAUUUCUUAAAGGGGCAUGAACACAAUUUUUAAUCGAUUGAAAUCGGGGUGGGUUUUUUUCUUUUUUCUUUUUGGUUAUAAGAAUAAAGGUCUUUUAUAAAUAAGUAGAUAAAAAAUAUUUUUACACAGAAUAUAUUCUUUGUAUUUACAUAAAAUCUGGCUCCCAAAAUCAUAUUUGUCAACACUCUUAUCGUAGCCAGGAAAGUGCAAGCGCGAAGGUGAGAGCACAAGAUUUCUAAAAAGUAUGUCAAAAGCUUUCAAAGUUUCAGCACAUGUUAAAUCAAUUUAGGGAGCAAACAGGAGAAAGAACGAAAAAAAAAAAUUGUUAUAAAAGCUUUUUACACCAAAAGCUGUCAACUUUGGUGACAUGCUGAUAGUUGAGUCAUGUUGCAGGUUUUGUGCCUCGUUUUGAAAAUGAAGUUUAUAUGUCUCAAAUACAUCUUUGUGUUAGUGUAUGAAAUUGAGGUUUGUUGCUAUGUUUUACAUGAAUAUGAUACUAUCAUAUUAUCAAUUAUCAAUUUAAAUCAUUUUUUGCACCAAAAUCGUUUCCGUGCCCCUUUAAUGCCAUAAUUAAGCUUAGAUGUUAGAUUCACUCACAUGCAACACAACACAAGCAUGUAAAUGAAGGUCACUUUCUGGUGACAAGUCAAUGCAUGGCUAAAUUCAAAAGUUGAAGAGGUUCACUUUCAGUUUUCACAUGUAUGCAUUUUAUAUCCAACUCAUGUAUUUAAAAAUAUGUCUUGGCCAUUAAAAGCUCAUGCUUGCCACAAUCCAUAGGUAUAUCAUUCCAGAUAAGACAUAUCCUGUUUGGGACCACUAUAAAUUAUCUAGCUAGAUCUAAAUGGAAAUUCAUCAAUAUCCAUAGGUAUGUUAGUCCAGUUAAGACAUAUCCUGUUUGGGACCACUAUAAAUUAUGUAGCUAGAUCUAGAUGGAAAUUAAUAUCUCUACAUCCAGCUAUUUGGACUAUUUUUCAUAACUUGUUUUGAAACUCCUUGCAAUGUUUAAGAUUAAAAUGUUACCCUGUAUUUCAACAAGUCAGGGCUGAUAAAAAGUAAACUCUGAGUUUUUUUUCCCCUGGACAUAGGUGUAUGUUUAUGCUGUUGUCACGAGUGUAAUAUACAAUUAUGGUAUAUGAACUUGAGAAAAUACUGUAUACCAGUGUUAAAGAGUGUCUUGAGUGUUUCAUCUGUUUAGAUGUUGCCGACAGGAAAGAGAGGCUGUUCAUGUAAAUAUAUGAACAUACAUACUCAGUAUUAAGACAUAAAGAAUCUAUCUAAGAUGUACAAGUUCAGUAUUCGACACAUACAUAUAUAAGGACUUAAAUCUGUAAACUGACAUAACAGUGGUUAAGACUUCCUGGUUGUGUAGAGAAGAUACCACAUAAGGUUUAUCACAUUACUCUGAGUUUCGUGAUGAGUGAAUUAAUUUGUUCUUGAAUUCAAACAUGGAAAAUUCAUUUACCUAGGAUAACUUCAACAGUUUGUGAUGAGUGAGAGAUAGGUUUUCCUUCCUUGGAUGAUCCUUCCAUAUAUUGUAAUGACUUAUUAAUUCAUAAAGUCUUAACAAAUAUGUCUGAAAGGAGAAGUGUCACUACGCUUCCAAAAGCAGAGGCUGAAAGAAUCGCUAAGUUGAUUGGUCAGCAGAGAAGGCAAGUCCACCAAUCACAUGGAAGCUAGAAAUCUUUCUCUUGUACUCUUUAUCAACAAAUGCAUUCUUCACAACUGCUUGCUACAUGUAUCAGACUCGCCAUAAGGACUGUAAAGAGUUCAAAAAUUCUUUCUUUCUGUAAAAUGUGAGAUGAACUAUUAAUUCAUUCCCUGGAUGCUAGAACUUCGUUUUUGCAUUUGUGAUACUCAGAUGACACUAUAACUUUUCGAUACACUAUAUCAUAUACCAGAACUGUAAAAUUUUGCUGCAUGUGAGCACAUUGCGUAAUCUCAAUUUCAGACAUGGCAAAUACUUCAGAAGUAUAGGGUAGUGGGUAGGGGUGGGGGGGGGGGGGGGGGUAUCACUGUAUGCCAUAUUUCAAACAUAGGGAAUUUUGUUUCAGAAUCAAAUUCUAUAUUUGGUAAAUUUCACUUCUAUAUCUUGUAAAUUUCACUUUGAUCUAUACAUAUUAAUGUUUCUGCAUGAUAUAUAUUUGGUAUAUAAUGAUUAUAUCUUUUUGAAUGAAUAAUUGUUUUUAGAAUAUCCAAAGACAGUGCAUGGUUAUUGAUAAGACUAUUUUGAUUUUUUUGUGUAAUCAAAUAACAUUACGGUACAUUACAAACCCAGGAAUCAGAAUAAGACACCUGUCUGAAGCAGGUAAAGUGAUGAAUUUUCAAGCUUGCAUAGAUGAAAAUUUUCAAAUACAGAAAUGCUGUUUGUAAAGGACAACACAAACCUAUACUUGCUCAUAAAACGCUUUUUAUCCAUCUCAAUGUUUGUGUUACUUAUGAUAUAUAGAGGUGUACCUGGGAAAUACUGCUUUCUUAUUUGGUUAUUGCAGGUUAUCGGAAUGCAAUUUUAUAUUGCCUUCAUCUAUAUGUGUGUGUAUGUUUUUUGGUUUGUCUAAUCUAAGACCCCAUUAUUUUAGCCUGUGGUUUAUACCUGAGAAGUAGGUGUGGUCUGUUCAGUUUUGGUGUUAUCUACCUGGAGUGUUCAAGGUCCAGAGAGAACACACUUAUUACAUGUGUUUAAAGAUCUGUAUCAGUUAUAGAAUACAAAGGACCUUUUGUUAGACAGCACAGGAAUAUUUGUUGAAUUAAGCAAUCAAAAUGAACAUUGAAAUUACAAUGUAAUUUAAUUACAUUACGAAAUUAAAGCAGGUUGAAUUUUAUUUCGUUCAAAAUCAUACUUUUAUUGACUUUUUUUCAAAAUAAGUAGUAUUUGAAAUAACAAAUUUUAUUUGGGACUAAUAUUAAUCAACAAAUUAUUUGAUGGCCUUAUUACUCAAGAAGUAUUUUCAGACUAUGUGCUGAAUGGUCGGUUUAAUAUUGGCAUCAAAGAUGUCAAUGGGUAUGCAAGACACAUCAUAUGAAAUUAUUUUGAAGGCCCAUUUCGAAUGAUUGCCCGUGAGCUGCAUUAGAAUAAUUUUGCAUAAUUCAUGAAAAAUGCUGAAACAGAAGAUGCUCUGUCAACUUGUAAGCAUUUUACAGCUAGAAAUUCUGUUUCGUGUAGGUAGUACUGACUUAUGACAAAUAAGAAACAUACACAUUGGUUUUUUAAAAUUAUUUUUGAUCGAGAGAUUACUGGUUUUUUCAUUACGGAUAUCUACUAAUUCUUGACCCUAAUUCAAAUUGUUUUCUAAUUAUAACAUUCCUUAUUCAUAAUUAUGGACUUCUAGAUUGAAAUAACUUUAAUCAUAGUAUUAAUUCGUUAACAGAUCAAUCUAAUGGGGGGAAAGUUACAGCAGACAUGUAAAUGUCAACAAAACACGGGUAACCCUCGCUGCCUCAUGAUCUAAGAAUGCCGGCUGAUAAUUGUCAGCUUCUUCUGUUGUCAAAACACCACGAUUAGACUGUCAAUCAAACUGAGCUCUAUUGUUGAAAGUUUGACUGGUGGCUGAACGUUGAUCUCAAUGCUGAUAAAUUUUUGGGGCGGUGACUAAAAAUUGGGUCGUUUAACCCAUCUUGUGAAAUAUUACAUUUGUACUUAUUUUAGCAUCUUCAGACUUUAGCACAAUUCAAGCUGCACUGUGUGGUGUAAUCACAAAUUAGUUCCUCUGUCCUAUAUGAUUUUGUAUAAGUAGGGAAUAACAGGAUCCCAUUGGAACACUUCUGAAAAUAAUUAAUCUUUGUGUAAGUUUCAAAGGCGAGAGGAUAUGAGUCCUGCUAGAAUAUAAGUAUGCUUUUAGAAUAAAUACAGAAUAAUAUUCCUGUUGGUUAAACAGCGAACAGGAAUUAACUGGAUUGUUACACGAACUUGGUACUUGGUUGUUAAAUAUUGGUUGUUAUACUUGGGACAGUAUUUAAAGGGGCAUUAGUUGUGAAAGUGAUAGCAACCAUUAUUUUUCUCAAAAUCUCUCAAUAGACAAGAGAAACCUAAUAAACUAUUUUUAGAUAACCACUUUUAAUGUAAAGAAAUGUAUAAAGAAGAAUUCUUGACUUGCAAGACAAUAAUUAUUUAAUCACCAAAAUUCAUUGAAUUAAAUUUUUGGUGACAAAAUUACAGAUAAUGUCCCUUUAAGUUUGAUAUUGAUUCACGAAUAUUUUAUUCACCCCUUCAAAGUGGACGAGCAUACUGAUUUGCAUCUGUUGGUCGCUUGGUAUGUUUAUAAUCAGUUGGUAGAAAUAAAAAUUCUGAUUAAGAAACAAUGAGAUCCUUUUGUCCUGUUGUCCUGAAACUUUGGUGACUGGGGCCCUGUUGAUUUUCAGGUCAAAGGGUCAUUUAGCAUUCUAGUAGAGAAUACUCAUUGAAGUCUGUAAACAGAGCUGUGUUCAACAGUGUAGCAGCUAGCCUAGCUAUUCAAUGUAGGAAUUAAUGCUUGUUAUCCCUACAAAGGGCUAGAUUAGAUGUUCGUUCAACUUCAUAGCACUAUCUAGCACUACAUAGCCACUAAGAUUUUGAAUGCAGCCCUGAUUGGUUAUGGCAAUGAGACAGCUUUUAUUAUUGGUCAAAUGUGACUUAUAUCAUGAGAUUUCUAGCAUACAGUACAUGUAGCAUUAGUUGUCUUACAUAACUAGAGAAUCCUUUGGUUAUUAAAUGUCAUAUUAGGCAGGUUGGUCAUAUCUAGGAGAUGACCCCAUUUGAUCUGUUAAGGUAGUACUCUACAUCGUCAUAAUGGCUGACUUCCUUUAAAAACAUGGAUGAAGAAAUCGAUAUCAGCAAUAUUUGACUUUUCCUUUUCCAUUUAAAUACCUAGCCGAGUAGCUCAGUAGAUUAGAAUACUGACUGAUGAACUGUAGGUCGCAGGUUCGAGUCCAGCAGGGGUUUUAAUUUUUUUCUUCAGAUUACUUUCCACUAAAACUGCAUUUUUGACAAAAUAAAGUAAAUUUGAAAAUUUUCAACUUCAAAAUAUUGUUGUAUAUAUCCUCCACUUUUCAUCUAAAUCAAAUUUCUCUAGUGUAGCAUACCUCCUUAACCAAAAUGUCAAUGGUCAUGGUAUUUUCUUACAUUCACAUAGCAAUGUUGCCCAACAACUAGGGAAUAUUUAAAAUGAUUUUAAUUAUGAAAUUUCAUCGAAAAGUUUGUCAAAUAUAGUCAAUCAUAAGGUCACUUUCUUUAAGAAUGCAUACCAUAAUUUUUGUCUGCAAGAACCUUUUACUAAAUUGCUAUCAAACUUCACUGGCAAAUUGAGAAUCAAUAGUAAAUAACCCAAAUUGGUUUUUCAAGUUGAAAGGUUACCAUGUUUCAAGUGAAACUUAGGGAAGCAUACAUGUAUUGCAAACAUACUGUGUUUAGGAGUUCUUUUAUUGAAGUUGCCACAGCUAGGGCCAUUUAUAACUUGACAUAUAAGGGCAUCUAAAUAUCAAUGGGAGUUAAUGAAAUAUUAUUCCUCUUUUAGAAAGGGAGAUAAUUAUGAAAAAAAUUCCCUUGCUUUUAAUCUACAAUAUUUAUUGAAAAUGAAUACAUUUUGUGUUAUAUUUCCAUAGUAAUGAUCAAUGUAUAUUGCAGUAUUAUACGAUUAUUCUCUUUUUUUUUUAAGGUUAUUAUGUUGUUUUUAAAAGCUAACUGUCGUGAGAAGUAUAAUAAUGACUUAGCCUAGAGGGCAAGAUGAAUAUUGUACUUCUUAGCUAGUUAAUGCAUCUUAUUGACCUAACAAAUGUCAACAAUUGUUUUAUUAUAUGGUUAAAUGAUUUAAUACAUUUAAAAUGGCUACUAGAGUCUAUGAUACUAUACCUGGUAGACCUUUGUUUAAAGCUAGAGUGAAUAGUGUUAAAUCUAGGAUCUAGAGAGGGCACACAUAUCAUAUGUUCAAAAGGGCAUUUUUCGUCGCGGCAAGACAAUUUCGGGGCACUUUCAUUGUAUCAUAUUACUAUCAUGAUAGUAAUAAAAUAAUCAUUUAGCCUCUUUAAAAGUUAAUACCUACUGCCUUGAUUUUAAACUUUUCAAUCAACCUUGUGAAAGAAAGAACAAAUGUUUAUGUUAAAGGACACAUCUCGUGUUUUCAAAGUAUACAGAAUUAUAUGCAUUUUGUCUUCCUUAUGCUGAUAGAAAUUAAUUGUAAUAGUUCGUUCGCUGAAGUAUUGCGAUAAUUAGCCACAAUACGGAUUUAAAUCUAAGCCCUGAUUUCAAAAAGCCUAGUUAAUUAGAUAGGUAGUCACGUGGUACAGUGACGUCAUAUGCGACCUUCUUCGAUCAACUUGUUGUAAAAGUAGUGUUAGAUAUGUUUAAAAACUCGGGUUUUAGGGGCCUAAUUUAUCUACCAUGGAUAACAUUUAUUUCGAUGUUGACAAAUUCCCCGAGUCUUAUAUCUUUUAGCCACCAGUGCAUACAAAUAGCGACCCAAAUGUAGCGAGGAAAGCGAGUAUGAAAUCUGCAUAGAUUUGCGAGUAAAUGAUGUUUACAUGGGAUCACUGUCUAAACGCUAUUUGGUAAUGCCAUUUCUGUAAACAACUAUAAUUAGCGUUGUUGCUUUUCUAAAAUAAACAGUGCAAUUAUUAUUAAAUUUAUUUUUGGAGAAGUUAGAUAGGCCUAAAUUAUGAUACGAUUAUGUAUCAUUGACAACUAGGCCUACUGUCACGGGUGCAUUUCGGGAAAAAAUAUAUAAUAAAAAUGAUCAAACUUAUUGUGAAAAUCACAAUACUUUUCAAUUAUUUUAUUCAAGCAAUUUUAUUAAUCAUUAUUAUUUUUUAUCUACUUAGGAAGUGGGAGCGCGACAUGCUGUUGUUGUAAACACACAUGUACGAGUUCCUUAAAAACAACAAAUUAAAGCAUUAUAUAAUUCAAUUCAAAGCUGGGAAAUAUCAUAUUUUAUUAUUUAUAAUUGACAGUUCAAUUAUCUUUUAUCUUUGAAUUUCUUUUUUUAAACUACCAGUUGGUAGACACUGCUAGCAAAGUUCUGCCUAUAUGUUGUUACAAGGUGAAGGUCAGUUGGUGCGAGUGUGUAUUGAAUUUGAGAGCAGAACGAAAAGCAUAUGCCGUAGGCCUAUAUGUAAUAGUGCGUAGCUUCGAUAGAACCAUUUUCUCGCAGUUUAUCUACGUCUUUGUCCAAGUGCUUGUUUGAAAAAGUACAGGGACAAAUUCUACUGGGGUUUUUUAUGGCAAAGUCGUUGUGCCGACAAAAAAUAUUCACGUCUUGUCCCUCAUACCUUCCAUCGAAAAUUGAAAAAAACACAGUCCAAAUCCUCUCUACUGACAGCAAGUACACCCUUAAACGGCACAAAACACCCUAAUGCAGUGUUAUUUACAAGCCAUUAAUGUGAUAAUUGUUUGUUUGUCAAUUAAAUCUAAUCUGUUUAUGAAAUGGCUAACAACUGUUUUCAAAUCUUCAGGCUCGAGGUCGCAUAUGACGUCACAGAUAAUGGCACGUAAAAUAUCGAAGAAAAUAUGCAUAUCGCAAGAUUUGAAUUUCAUUGCUUGCAAACUCGAAAACUACGCAAACUGUUUCAUUUAAAACACAUGUAAAGUAGUUUUAGGCAUGAAAUGAAUUAAUUUUGCUGAAAAAAUCAAAAAGUUUAAAAACAUGCGAUAUGUGUCCUUUAAUUAACAAAUAUUUCUAAAAAAUUUAAAGAGAAAAAAGGGCAUGGUGCAAUUAAAAAGGGCAUGGCGUGGCGCCAUGCUAGUUUGCUUUAGAUUUAACACUAGUGAAAGACUUCGUCGGAAGUGAAUAGAGAAGUGAAUUGUUUGUUUAUUAUAUGACUGAAUAAUUCGAAACAUCAAAACUGGCUACUAGAACUAACCAGACUAUACCAGAUCAACCAUCUUUGUUUACAUCUAUAGAGCAAGACUAGGUUGAAAGUGAUUAGAGGUGCGUUUUCAUUGGAUGAUCAGAAAAUGAUAACCAGUUGUAUCAGUUUCAAUAUUCCCAAUUUAUUUCUGGUCCAAUGUUGGAAAAAUGUAAGGGUGAUUUAAUUUUGUGUCUCUUUUUUUUCAAAUGACCUAUAAAAAAUGCCCUGACUCAAAAUUUGUAUUUGCUCUUGCUAAAAAAAAUAUGAAGUACGAAAAAUUUUCUAGCACAAGAUGACCCAAAUUUUAGUGCAUGCUCGAUCAUACACUGAACAAAUUUAUUAGAGUGCUAUUUUCUUAUGAAUAUCAUUAUUUUGAAGAAAAAAAUUAUAAUGAUAUUUGUGCAUUUUUCCUACCUUGAUACCCAUCAAUAAGUAGAAAUAGUACAUUAUAAAGGGGAGACAAAAUACUGGGUACAGGUACUUUGAUUUAUUUGUGUAUUGAUAAUGCCAAGGCAUAGAAACUCUGACAACUAAGAUUUUAAAUACCAUGUCAUUUACCUGCGUUUUAUUUGCCAAAAAAGAAAAGAUAAGGGGGCCUGCAUAGAUUAUGUAUACCUAACAAACUUCAUUGAUUAUAUGUAGACUGUUCAAACUUCCGUGUUUCGGCUAUUCUGGGUCCUUUUAUUUUUUUAAAAGUAUAACUGAUAGAGAUUUAUUAUUUCCUUUGUGUUAGCCAUGUAUAUGGUUAUACAUGAACAAAAUAAUCCUUCACUUGAUCUGUCUUCAGAAAUUUCAUCACCAGGAAAUUGCUUGCCGGGUUUUAUUUGUGUGUACUUUGUGUCACUACUUAAUGGAGAAGAUUGCUAGUUUGUUACUUCGGAUUUUUCAAUAUCAUAAAUUGGAGGGGUUUUUAGUUGUGUGUACAUGCAAGUGAAGCAUAUGUAGUCCUUUCCAAAAAUAAAAAAAAAGCCGCAGAUGAGUCAGUUGAUUUGUUUGGGUUAUUUGGAUGAAAAUAUUUCUUCAAUCUGUGUCAUUCAUGCAUGAUGAUCUCGAACUUGUGUGGUGUUCAUGUGCUGUUCUUAUGAAAUUUAAAGUCAGCUGAUUUGUGUGUAACAUUUUGGAUUUAAAUGAUUUUCAUAUCUUCAUAUGCUAUAUGUGAUGGUGAUUUGCAAUCAAAGGAGCUUAAAGGAAGAAUUCGUCAUAUAGAGAAGUUUUUUUUUUGAUAUUGCAGAAAGAGGUAGAACCCUUUAUGACUUGUUAGCAAAUCAAGAUUUUUAUUUUAAAAUUGGUUGUGGUUUAUACAAGAAUUUGCAUAGAAUUUAAUUGUGGCAACUGUGUAAUCAGUUCAGAGAUACAACGAUUAUUAAAGUGUUGUGACUGAGACGGUGUUCUGGUUUCAAUGCCAUAUCUUCUACACCUUUAUUUCCCUGAAGAAGAAAAAAGAACUUUGAUAUAUUGACAUACUUACAUUGCAUUUAUGGGGUUAUUUGACAACAGAUAACGUCGGAGUUGUGGACAGAAGGAGGAAGUCGGGGAAGUUUAAUGAAGAGUGAGUUGGGUAUUCCAAGUAACAUUGACGAUAUGUAGUGAGGAUUUGUUGACGUUGACAGAUUUCUGUUAUACUGAGUCAAGUUAGUACGAACUGAAAAAGAAACUGUGCAGCUUCCUUUCACUACAGUUGUGUUUCCUCCUUCCAGUCUUGUGAGGGAAUUUCUAGGGAAGGCGCAAACCAUUUAUUAUUCUUUUUGUGUCGAGGGUGGAAUUAUCAACUUUGUAGAGGUCUCACAGUUGUUUUAAACUAUGAAAAGAGGUAACCCAAAGGAAGAAGCUCUUCCGAUACAGAGGAGAUGGUUUCAUCCCCACAUUUCGGGUGUGAAGGCUGAGGAGUUACUAAAGGAGCGGGGUUACGAUGGCAGCUUUCUAGCUCGGCACAGCACAAGUAGUCCUAGUGAUUUCACGCUCUCCGUCAGGAGAAAAACUGAGGUGACCCACAUAAAGAUACAAAACAAUGGUGAGUAUUAUGAUCUCUAUGGAGGGGAGAAAUUUGCUACUCUGGCAGAACUGGUGCAGUAUUACAUGGAAAAUCAGGGGCAGCUCAAGGAGAGGAAUGGAGUGGUGAUAGAGCUCAAAUAUCCCCUCAACUCAGAAGACCCUACCACAGAAAGAUGGUUCCAUGGCCAUAUAUCUGGGAAAGAGGCAGAAAAGGUGCUUGUGGAGAAAGGAAAAAAUGGUAGCUAUUUAGUCAGGGAGAGUCAGAGCAAACCGGGAGAUUUUGUCUUGUCGGUGAGGACAGAAGACAAAGUGACACAUGUCAUGAUCUGCUUCCACGAUAAAGAUGAAACAUAUGAUGUUGGUGGUGGAGAGAAAUUCAAAAGUUUGACAGAUCUCGUGGAGCAUUAUAAAAAGAAUCCCAUGGUGGAAAAACUUGGAACUGUGGUGCAUUUAAAAACUCCUUUUAAUGCCACAAGAAUUUCUGCAUCUGGUUUGGAAAACCGAGUCAAGCAGUUAGAGAAAGAGAAAGACAGUGCCAACACGAAAAGCAAAGGUGGAUUCUGGGAUGAAUUUGAGCAAUUACAACAGAUGGAAGUCCGUCAUUUGUACAGUAGGAAAGAGGGGCAGAGGAUAGAGAACAAACCUCGAAACAGAUACAAGAAUAUCUUGCCAUUUGAUCACACACGAGUUGUAUUGAAGGAUGGGGAUCCAAAUGUCAUAGGAUCUGACUAUAUAAAUGCCAACUUCAUCACAAUGGAUGAAGACUCGGCCGAACCAAACAAGAAGAGUUUUAUAGCAACACAGGGUUGUCUCCCUGGAACUGUCAGCGAUUUCUGGAGAAUGAUCUGGCAGGAAAACACCAGUGUCAUUGUCAUGACAACAAAAGAAGUGGAGAGAGGGAAGGUUAAAGCUGUGAGGUACUGGCCCUCUCCUGAUGACCCUGAUGAUAUUUUAGAAAGAAUGUUUGAGACCUAUGAUGGGAAAAUAUUUGUCAAAUUCAUCUCUCAAAAGAAUGAGUCGGAUUACAUCAUCAGGGAACUGGAAGUCUGGAAAAUUAACAAGGACAACAAGAGGGAGGAGACCAGACCCGUGUUUCAGUUCCACUUUCUGACCUGGCCUGACUAUGGUGUACCCAGUGACCCAGGCUGUGUCCUCAACUUCCUCAAUGUGGUCAAUGCCCAGCAAGAGAAGAUCAAGGAUGCUGGUCCUAUUGUAGUUCACUGCAGUGCUGGCAUUGGUCGAACAGGGACUUUCAUCGUUAUAGACAUAAUACUCAACCAGAUCAAGAUGUAUGGUCUGGAGUGUGAAAUUGACAUCCAGAAGACGAUACAGAUGGUGAGGUCACAGAGAUCAGGCAUGGUGCAGACUGAGGCACAGUACAAAUUUGUCUAUAUGGCUGUGCUGCACUACCUGGAAACUGAGCAACAGCGCAAACGGGCAGAAGAACAAUCUGUGGGCAGGGAAUACACAAACAUACGAUACACAGCCAACAUGGAGUCUGCUAACAAGUCCCUGUCUGCCAGUACUAAAGCAGCCCCGCCACCCUUACAGCAGUCCUCAAGGCGAAAGGAAAAGGAUCUACCCAAACUGCCACCAGCAGAAGAUGCUAGACAGAUCUACCAAAACAUAGGCUCUGUGGGAUCAAAAUAGCGGAUCUGUCAUUCUACAGGUCAAAGUGGCUUCUCAGUAGCAGUGAAACUGCCAUGUGAUAAAAGUCAGAAGUGAAUCGUUCCUCAUACGUCAUUUAUCAUCAAACUGAUGAAAAACAAGCAGGUCUUUACUUGACUCAAGUCUACAACUGUGUAUUUUCUUGACAUUUUUCCAAUGCAGAAAAUAUGCUUUCUUCAGAUCAGUCUCAGCUGGCAAAUAUGCCAUGAUAUAUAUAUAAGAUUGAAGACUUAGCAUGUAAUUGUGCUACUGAAUCCAGAUAUGUUUACAUGUUUGUAUAUAAUAGUGCAUCAGAGGUGAAUUUGAAGCAUUUUCAUCCAGCCGCUGUUGUAAUCCACAGAAAGGUUCAGCAUUUGUUUUUGUCGAAAAAAAUUCUAUGUUGCAGAUCUUUUCUAAUUAAUGAUAGGUUGAUAAAAAUAUAUGGAAUAGGUCACGUGUACAAAUGCAAUUUACUUUAAAAAUAUUGAUGAUUCCAGUUAAUGUCAAAUAUUACUAUAAGUGAUGAAAAUUUCAUAUGUAAUAGUGUAUAUACAUUGUGGUUUUUUUUUUAAGAUUCAAAAUACAUGUAUUCAUAAUUUUGAGAGUGGGGUGUCAAAUAUUGUGCUGCAAUGAAAGAAAAAAAUCUGUUUUUAAGUUUUGGCUUUUUAUUUGGAUAUGAAUUGGCUGAUCGUAAUUUAAAAUUGAAUGUGGAGACAUGUUAUAUUACUGUUACUUAUGUACAUUUUAAAUGUUUGAUGUUAUACAAUUCCUUUGUCAAAAUAUGGUUAUAUUGUGUGUGUUAUUUAUAUAUUGUUUUCACUAUACAUGUACUUGUGCUACUAGAAAGAAUUGCUUUUGGUAUAAUUUGGUGUAUUUUUUUUUUUUUUUAGAGAUCCUCUUCUGUUUUCUCCAUGCCCUAACCCCUACUAGUUUUGUCUCAGACUGAUAUCUUACAAUGGUCUUUCAUAGGAAAGAGUUAACAGCUGAUGAAAAAAGUUGCAUGUAUUUUGACAAAUUGGAAAUAACUCAUUUUACCCAUGUAACUUGUAAGUACAACUAGUAUUAAUAUAUUAAUCAAACUUUAAAAGCUUUCAAUUUUUGUCUGAAAUUGUUGAAGACAUAUGUCAUCAUUUAGUACUAUCAUAAGAUUUUUUGUGAUCCUAUUUUGCUGAAUUCUGAAACAGAUCUUCAUCCACAUUGUCUGUUAAACAGAGGUUAUCUAAAAAAAGAGGGAGAGAGAAAAAGAAAAACUAGAUACAUUUGGUAUGGAUUUGGGUAUAUAGGUUUGCUUGCAGUAAAUGAAAAUUAGCUGUAGCUGCAUUUGUUAAUACCUGAUUGAAAUAAUAGGCUUUCAAGUUUGUGCUUGGUCUCUUUUUUACGUAGUGGGUUUUUUUAUAUAGAGAUUACAAACACCAUGCUGCUGAUUACUAAGAGAUACAUGUAAAGUGAAAGUAAAGCCAGGAAUCUUAUAGAGGCUGCUGAUUACUAAGAGAUACAUGUAAAGUGAAAGUAAAGCCAGGAAUCUUGUAGAGGCUGCUGAAUACUAAGAUACAAUAUUGUAGGAUACAUUUGAAAUGAAAGUAAACCCAGGAAUCGCCCACUAAUAAUUCAGUAACUGGCCAAAAUUGUAAAAUCAUGCAAUUCUGGCAUUUUAUGAAGAUCACCACGUACAGUAUAUCUCUGUCUUAAAAAGAUUUCUUAAGAUAUUUCAUUCAUAAUUUUUUCACAGCAACAGGGUUGGAAGAGAUAUAGUAAUUUAACUAUGAAAGAUGAUGUGGGAUAAUGUGAAAAAGCAUGCUUAGCUCUACUUGAAGAUACACUGGUACAUUGGGUUUGCUUGAAAUUGCAAGUGCCCGUGUUGCAAGGGGAUGUUCCCCUUCAUGGAGUCCUUGAUUUCCAUUGCUUUGGAGAAUUAUCCUAGAUUACUUGUAAAAUUUGAAAGCACACAAAAGAAUGAAAUUGUAGAUAUGUAAAAUAAUUCCCAUUUUUUUGUAUAUGUGUUCAUUUGUAAUCACAUGAUAAAAAUGGCAGUAAAUUAUAUGUACUUAGUAAUUUCAAGGGAAGUAAUAUAUGACUUAUAUUUGAUGGUUCAAUAAAUCUGUUAUAUUUCAAUUGUUGCAUCAGGUAAUUUACGUGUACAUAUUUUCUUGCAUAUUAAGAACACUAUGUCAAUUGUUAAUACCUGUUUAAUAUAUAAGUUGUUGGGCUAUAUUACAUGUUACUUGCUUUUGGGAUAUAGACAGAAACUCUCGUUGAAAUUUACUGAUAUUAAAGAAAAUUCGGGGAAUAUUCCCACUUUCACUUCCAAAUUGUAUUUAAUGUUAAAUUCAUGCUUUGAAAUGAUUUAGUGUGACUACUGUUGUCUAAACAGAAAUGGUGUCUAUUUCAUUGCUUCAAAAAUUGUCUUGUGAUUUUGAGUUUGUCACCAUCUGUCACUACUUAUAUCAUCAAUAAAUGUUACAUUGAAGUAGUA
Messenger RNA from Ostrea edulis (European flat oyster), 15326 nucleotides. RefSeq names its product tyrosine-protein phosphatase non-receptor type 11-like. Gene Ontology annotation, biological process: protein dephosphorylation. Gene Ontology annotation, molecular function: protein tyrosine phosphatase activity. The transcript has 16 exons. Bases 11015 to 12856 code for a protein of 613 amino acids. The record is from RefSeq and is a predicted model, not a curated record. Lineage: Eukaryota; Metazoa; Mollusca; Bivalvia; Ostreida; Ostreidae.